Molecule: messenger RNA, 2155 nt
Organism: Rhododendron vialii
Lineage: Eukaryota; Viridiplantae; Streptophyta; Magnoliopsida; Ericales; Ericaceae
Product: adenine/guanine permease AZG1-like
Exons: 2
Coding region: 152-1918 (588 amino acids)
Biological process (GO): transmembrane transport
Cellular component (GO): plasma membrane
Molecular function (GO): purine nucleobase transmembrane transporter activity
Source: RefSeq, a predicted model, not a curated record
CAUCCACCAAUAAAAUAGAGUUAAUAGUAGAGAUAAUCCCACAAAAUAAUCCUAACCUCACUUUCAAAUCCCUUCACCUCCUCAUUUUCUAAAACACACACUACACAACACAACCGGGAAAAAAACACGUACUCCUAACAUCCGGCCUCCUAUGGAGAUGGAGAACGGCGGGCCGCCGCCGCCGCAGCCUCCCGCCCACCGUUCUCCGCUGACCCGCCUCAACAAGUUCGUGUCCUCGACCCGGGUCGGCAAGCACUUCAAGCUCGUCGAGCGAAAAACCACAUUCACGACCGAGCUGCGCGCCGGCACGGCCACCUUCCUGACCAUGGCCUACAUCCUGGCCGUGAACGCCUCCAUCCUGACAGACUCCGGCGGCCCCUGCUCCGUCUCCGACUGCCUUCCCCUCUGCUCCGACCCCACCGUCUCCGCCUCCAACUGCACCGGCCCCACCCUCAGCCUCAUCCAGCCCGACUCUACCUGCAAGUUCGACCCGGUCAACCCGGGCUACACUGCCUGCCUGGAGAAGGUCCGGAAAGACCUGAUCGUCGCCACCGUGGCGUCGUCGCUAAUCGGGUGCUUGAUUAUGGGCACGUUUGCGAACCUUCCGCUGGCCUUGGCGCCUGGGAUGGGGACCAAUGCGUAUUUUGCGUACACGGUUGUUGGGUUCCAUGGUUCGGGGAACGUUUCGUACGAGAGCGCUCUGGCGGCGGUAUUCAUCGAGGGUUUGAUUUUUUUGCUGAUUUCCGCCGUUGGGUUACGGGCUAAACUCGCGAAACUCGUUCCGAAACCCGUCAGGAUCUCGUCCUCCGCUGGCAUCGGACUGUUUCUCGCUUUCAUCGGUUUACAGGGCAACCAAGGACUAGGCCUAAUCGGCUACAGCUCCUCAACCUUAGUCACCCUUGGCGGUUGCCCAACCUCCUCAGCCGCCGCCGUAGCCCCUGUCUACACCGCAGCCAAUGGGACUGUCACCCUCCUCCCCGGCGGCACAGUCUCCGGCAACAUCCUCUGCCUCCACAACCGCAUGGAAAGCCCCACCCUCUGGCUCGCCCUCGUCGGCUUCGUAAUCAUCGCCUACUGCCUGAUCAAAAACAUCAAGGGCGCCAUGAUAUACGGCAUCGUCUUCGUCACCGCCAUCUCCUGGUUCCGCCACACAAAGGUCACCGUCUUCCCCGACACGGCUGCUGGCGACUCCGCUUAUGAUUACUUCAAACACGUGGCCGACAUCCACGUCAUCAAACAAACGGCUGGUGCAUUAAGUUUUAAAAACAUUAGCAAAGGGUAUUUUUGGGAAGCUUUAAUUACAUUUCUAUACGUCGAUAUUUUAGAUACAACAGGUACUCUAUACUCGAUGGCUAAAUUUGCUGGAUUUGCGGACGAAAACGGCGAUUUCGAAGGGCAGUAUUUUGCCUUCAUGUCUGAUGCGUCAGCAAUCGUGGUGGGGUCCCUAUUGGGGACCUCCCCGGUGACUGCGUUCAUAGAGUCGUCAACGGGGAUAAGGGAAGGGGGGCGGACGGGGCUGACGGCGUUGACAGUGGCGGGGUACUUUUUCCUUGCGUUCUUUUUCACGCCGUUGCUGGCGUCUAUACCAGCGUGGGCGGUUGGGCCGCCGUUGAUAUUGGUUGGGGUGUUGAUGAUGAAAUCGGUGGUGGAGAUCGAUUGGGAGGACAUGAGGCAGGCGAUACCGGCGUUUGUGACGUUGAUUUUGAUGCCGUUGACUUACUCGAUUGCGUAUGGUUUGAUUGGUGGGAUUGGGACUUAUGUUGUUUUGCAUCUGUGGGAUUGGGGGGAGGGGGGUUUGAGGAGAUUUGGGAUAGUUAAGGGGGUGGAAAGUAAUAAUGAUGGAGCCCAUAAUGGGGUAAAUGGGGUAAAUAGCGAAAGUGUUGGGAAUAGAAGUGUUAAUAAAUCUCUUGAGGUUUAAUAAGCUGGUGGAUGGCUUUUAAACUUCUCAGAAUCUUUCUUUUAUUUCAGGAGAAAGCUAUGGUACACAGGGUAUACCGUAUGUUUAAAUUACGACAAUUUGUGAUUUUUAUUAUGCCCAUUUUUGAUUUUCUAAUGUAUAUUUAUAGUGCUAGUUACGACUUGUAUUUUAAAAUUUACCUGUUCAACAGGUCAUUAGCAGGUUAUUCAUAAUUAAAAAAAUAUUGUUAUUAUGUAA